Molecule: messenger RNA, 2271 nt
Organism: Cladophialophora psammophila CBS 110553
Lineage: Eukaryota; Fungi; Ascomycota; Eurotiomycetes; Chaetothyriales; Herpotrichiellaceae
Exons: 1
Coding region: 1-2271 (756 amino acids)
Cellular component (GO): nucleus; mitochondrial outer membrane; cytosol
Source: RefSeq, a predicted model, not a curated record
AUGCACAGAGUCGGACGAUGGUUCGACCGCGGCCGCGCUUCGGUCAAUGCCUCAACGCACAGCCUAGAUUCGCUAGAAGAAUCUCAACAUUUGGAGACUGCUAUGCGAGCUGUAGACCUCGUCAUGGACGAUGACAUCAAGGGUGCUGAAAAAGGCCUUGCAGAGGGCAAUUCCUCCUUUCACAAGCUCGCCAAAGGCACCCUGGCUUUCAUGAAGGCUGCUUUGGGAUUCGAGCAGGAAUUUAUGAAGGAAGCUUCGGAAACGCUCUAUGAGGCCGAAUCGAGUGCGUCGGCCAGUCACUCGAGGGCUCAGCACGACUCGCGUGCUUUUCAGUCCACCAUCUACGAGAGGGGCUCGGAGUUUGCACUGUGCCAGGCAGAGGCGCAGAUCAUGUCUGCCGUGGUUGGUGUGCUCAAUGAGAGUCUGACAGAGUCUCUUCGAGGGUUCUACAAACUCCGCAAAGCAUAUAUCACCCUUGACAGCCUUGUGCAAAUGGAAGUCAACUUCAACCGAGCUCGGUCAAGGGGCAGUCUAUCAACUUCGAGAGAUCAGUCCACCGAAAGUUUGCGCUCAUCUAUUUCUGAGAAGUCGGCCCCCCCUUCCUCAGAACGGCUGGAACCCCAUUCUCAACAUCAAGUCCAACCAAGCCAUCCAUCUGCCCUCAGAAAUGCGGAGGCUCUCGGUGCUACGCCAGAUAGUGCUUCUGAUGAUGAGUUCCACGAAGCAGACGAAACGAACACAGCUACAGAGAAAUAUAAUGGCCGCCUGGAGGUGGAGGUGGAAUCGGACCACGCGGCCGAGUUAGACCUGGAGAUUGAGCGAAUGAAUGAAUUGCCACCAGAAGCCAUGCUGAACCGGUCGACAACAGCGACGUUGGGGUUGCUCACAGAAGGGCCCGAAUCGGAAGUUUUUAGCAACUCCCUCGACGUCUUCAUCCACUCGGGCACUAAUCUCAUGUCUGGCCUAUUGGCGCUCCUCAUCUCUAUCAUUCCUCCGGCUUUCAGCAAACUCCUGUACAUAGUUGGAUUCCGAGGUGAUCGAGAACGAGGAAUUCGAAUGCUGUGGCAGGCAAGCAAAUUCUCCAACAUUAAUGGCGGGAUGGCAAGCUUGAUCUUGUUUGGUUGGUACAAUGGCCUAGUUGGUUUCUGCGAUAUCAUUGCGGACGUGGAUCCCUCUAACCCAGACGAUGUCGAAGGUUAUCCUACGAAACGCCUCGAAACACUCCUGGUCGAAAUGAGGAAGAGAUACCCUAACAGUAAUCUCUGGGUCGUGGAGGAAGCAAGAACAGCAGCCUCCAAAAGGAACCUUGAUCAAGCCUUGUCCAUUCUCGCCGCUCCCGGCAAGAGUCAACUCAAGCAGAUCGAAGCGCUGCACAUGUUCGAGAAGAGUUUGAGUGCCAUGCACGCCCACAGGUACAAAUUGUGUGCAGACUCCAUACUAGCAUGUGUGGACCUCAAUGCGUGGUCUCGUGCUUUGUACUACUACAUCGCCGGCGCCGCGCACCUUUGCUUCUACCGUCAUGACAAAACUCUCACCAGUAAAGACAGAGAAAACCAUGCCAAGCUGGCUGAGGAACUGUUCAAAACAGCGCCAACCAAAGUAGGGAAAAAAAAGAUGAUGGGUAGGCAACUCCCGUUCGACAUCUUCGUGGUGCGCAAAAUCUCGAAAUGGGAAGAACGUGUGUCUCGUUGGAACUGCAGUUUCGUUGAUGCAAUCGGUGUCAGUCCUCUUGAUGAGAUGAUAUUCCUGUGGAACGGCUUCAAGAAAAUGGAUGAGCCGCAGCUGCAGAAAUCCUUGGACAAUCUUGCCUGGUCCGAAAGCACAACCUACUGGGAUAAGGAAGAUAUCGAUGAAUACGCAAUCCUUGAUAUCCUGAGGGCCGUCAUCUUCAGAAAUCUCCGCCGGCAUGAGGAAUCGAUAGAUCUGUUGAAACGGAAGCUGUUGAGUCAAGGGGCCCAUGAGUUCAGGGGUUUGAACAAGGAUGACUGGAUGGCGCCGUCCGCACAUCAUGAAAUGGCGGUUAAUCUGUGGAUGCAGAGGACAGGCUACACUCAGCAACAUGGGGCGGCGUUCCCCACAAAUCCCUCCGAACAGAUGCCUCCGCUGGAUCUCACACAUGAUGCAAAGUUGGUUCAAGAAGCAAAACACCACCUAGAAAAGGCAAAAGGCUGGGACAAGUACGAGCUUGAUGCUCGACUGGGCCUCAAAAUCACGGCCGCGCUCGGUGCUGUAAAGAAAUGGGAACAGAAGCAUGCGAAUGCGCUGCGAUGA